GCUACCUUAUGCCGGGGGGCAACGCCCGCUACGGCUUGGCGCGGAAAAAUUUGGAAAAAUUAGUGUAAAUUUUGGAAAAAUUUGAGGUUUUUUCGAUUUCGUUACGGCUUAUUUAUAAAACGUUACGGCUUGGCGGAUUUUCUAGAUCCGCCGUUGGAUUCAACCUACGCAACUCUUGAAUGGGAACUCAGUGAGUUGAUAAGAAACCCACAUGCAAUGAAAAAACUACAAGAAGAGGUACGCCAAGUAGCCAAAGGCAAACCCAAGAUCACCGAAAACGACUUGGAUCAAAUGUGGUAUCUAAAGGCCGUCGUCAAGGAAACAUUCCGAAUGCACAUGCCACUCCCACUUCUCGUUCCUCGCGAAUCCACACAAGAUGUUGAACUAAUGGGCUACAAUAUUGCAGCCGGGACACAAGUUCUAAUCAACGCGUGGGCCGUUGGUAGAGACCCCGCUUUAUGGGACAACCCUGAUGAGUUUCGACCCGAAAGGUUCUUGGAUAGUCCGGUUGAUUAUAGAGGGCUUCAUUUUGAGUUGACACCGUUUGGUGCGGGUCGAAGAAAAUGCCCUGGAAUCCAGUUUGCAAUGAGUGUUAAUGAGCUUGUGUUAGCUAGUUUGGUGCAUAAGUUUGAUUUUGUGUUGCCUGAUGCCCAAAAAGGGGAGGAUUUAGACAUGAGUGAGACUAUUGGGAUCACAAUUCAUAAGAAGUUGCCUUUGCUAGUGGUAGCAACUCCACAUGUUUGAAUACUUUGUGGUUAAUUAACACCACCAAAACUAUGUUUUAAUGUAUAUUAAUUUCCCUCUU
Molecule: messenger RNA, 805 nt
Organism: Helianthus annuus (common sunflower)
Lineage: Eukaryota; Viridiplantae; Streptophyta; Magnoliopsida; Asterales; Asteraceae
Product: psoralen synthase
Exons: 1
Coding region: 217-744 (175 amino acids)
Molecular function (GO): monooxygenase activity; oxidoreductase activity, acting on paired donors, with incorporation or reduction of molecular oxygen; iron ion binding
Source: RefSeq, a predicted model, not a curated record